AGUGGACACGAUCGUAAUGUGGACAUUUUUCGUGUCCACGUAACGUUUGCGCUAAUUUCUAACCCUCUUUUGUUAACGCAGUCAUAAUGACAUCUAAUUGUCAUUCUUAAGGUCCUAACAGAGUACUAAUUAAGGUACUGUAUGCAUAUUUUUACGCAGCGCAAUUAUUAAAAAAUAGGCAUAUUGGAUUUGGGGUAUAUAUCUCUCUUUUGUAAUUUUCGUACAUUAGGUGGACACGAUAUAUAUCUUGCAAUUCUGAAGCAGCGGGAGGCUAUAUCUCGGUCGUUUUGAUGACGUGGUCUGUAACACAAAGGAGGCUCCUAAUUAUAUUGUUUUUAUGCAAAAUUAUGUCGGUAUAAAAGAUAUAUUGCAAUUUUAUUGGUUUGGCCUGCAAAAAUACCGCGAAAAUUUUCAGCACAUAUUCUCACCAGCCGGCAUGCCGUACAUCCAUAAUGGCACCUUUGUUUAUCAUGUGGAUUGUCCUGUGGGAACGAUAAAGUGUUAAUUAUUUUGUUUUUAUGGAAUUUCUCUGCCUUGUUUAUGUGAAUAAAGUAGAUGAGGUAAACCCUAUGUUAUAUUUCACCUCAAUGUGCAGAAACAAGUAAUAUAAUUUAUCUGAUUGCCAAGUUUCGCUCAGCUACUUUGCUAACUAGCCAGAAAAGAGUGGUUAGCUAGCUAAUGUACGUUUCUAUUUAUGUAGUCAAACAAGUAGCCACCAAUGUUAGUUAUCGAAAAAUCAAAAAAAUAUAUAAGUGGCUAAGCUUUAGCUAAGUAUCUGGCUACCUUUAGAUGGAUAUAUAUUGCUAUAUUUCCUAUGUUUUAGGGUUGUGUGAGCACUGAGAGUGGAUUUAAGCUAUCCAUUUUGUUAAAAAAAUGGCCAAGGUAGCUCAAGUUCAAUACAAUACUAGAACGAAAAGAAGUAGAGCUAAUGAUGUUAAAUCGCCAAGACAAACUGCACUAUAUUAUUGUAAAAGGGGAACUGAUCCAAAAUCAUUUGUAAAGAAAUGGAUUAAUGAUCACAUUGGAUAUGGUGUGUUUACAACAUUGCCCCUGAAACAUCACCAGUUUGUCCUGCAAUAUCCUGGAAAAGUUCUCACAAGAAAGGAAGGAGAGAGAUUAGAGCUAGAGUAUCCAACUUCCUGUGGAUCAUUUAUUUUCUUUAUGGACAAAAAGUGUGUUGAUGCUACAAAUGAGACCAGGCUGGGAAAAUAUGUGAACCAUUCAAGUCAUCGGAAAUAUUUGAAUUGUUAUCCAAAAUUGAUCGAGGAGGGUGGAAAUGCAUUCAUAUGUUUGUUUGCUUCCUAUGACAUUCCUUUAGGAACUGAACUGCGAUACAAUUAUGGAAUUUCAGGGCUAGAAUGGCAAAAGGAUCCAACACAUAAUAUACCAUUCAAUUUAGAAGACCUAGUUUCAGAUAGGCUAGUGUUGAGUAAGAACUUGACCUUGGUCCAAGGCAAGAAUAACUUGACCUCUGAUGUCAUUGCAAAAAAGAAGGAGGAUAAUGACGAAAAUGUGGGUAUCAUUACAGAUAUUCUCAAAAAAUUGCUUGAUGAUGUGGUGGCAACUCAGAUGGAAAAUAUGGUGCCAGAUUUUUCAGACAGUGAAGAUGAGGGACUAAAAUCAAGUGGCAACAUGUUAAUAAAUUUACUUCCCUUUAUGUCCAUGGUUGAAGAUUCUGAAGAGGCAGAAGAUAUUUCAGAGUUGGAUACUUUGAAUCAUAUUUCGUCUGUCACAGUUUCAACUCCGAUACAGACUAGAAAACUAUCAGUUCAGUAUAAGGCUUCAGGUGUGCAAACAAGUAUUGAUAAAGACAAUCUUGAGGUUGAUUUUACUACGGACAGUCCAUCCAUAUGUGAGAUUUCUGUGAAAAAUGAUUCCGGAUUAAAUGUUGAAGACGAUAUGGAAAUCAUUGAUACAGACGAGGAAGGAAAAGUGGAGAACAGUAUUGCUAUAGAGAAGAAAGAAACAUCUGUAAAGAAAAGCGCCAACGAGAAAGUGGGAAAAUCUGAGGAAAAAGAAGCCAAACAGAUAAACUCAAGACCAUUGAGACCCUGUUUUGUUUGCGAUAAAAAGAUCAAGCAUUCGAAAUUAAAUAGACACAUCACUUUAUGUCAUAAGCAUCAUCCAGAUGUAAAGGAUGCUUUGAACAUGCCUCGAAAAGAAAGACUGAGAGCCUUCGCUAACUUUCGAAAAAUUGGCAUAUAUAAUCAUAAUGUUAAAGAAAUUGAGGAGGGCGGUAGAAAUUUGUUGCGUGAAAAGCAAAACGAUUCAGAUGACCCACUUGUUAUGUGCACCACCUGCAAAGGAUUUUAUGCCAAAACCUUUAAAGCUAGGCACAAGGCAGACUGCUCAAAGAACUCCUGUCAAUUUCCUGUUACAAUUGCUCUGGAUUGUACUAGUGAUGAGUCAUGGAAGCUAUCGGAUGAUCAAUUUAAGCAGAGAAUUUUGAACAUCAUCAGAGACGAUGCCGUUGGUACUCUUGCCAAAUCGGAUCCCGUUAUUUUGAUGGUUGGUCAUCGCCUCUAUGGCAAAAUAAAAAGAAGACUAAACAAAAAGAUGGAAGUUGAACGGUCUGUUCGAAGCGACAUGCGUCGUCUGGCACAUGUUUAUUCCAGAUUUAAAGAUAGGGUGUUGGAAGUACCAAGAGAUUGUUGUAAUGACAAAAACAAUGCUGGUGACAUGUUUCUGAGGGAAAAUUUUGAGGUGCUGAAAUAUUCUAUUGAAUCCUACACUCAUUCUGAUUUGGAAGUUCAAAAGUCAGGACUUAAGGCAGCCUUGUACUACGUGUUGAAAGACGCCGCCGAAAAACUAAUUGGUUAUUACCUUGGUAAAAAUAAUGAUGUUGAUGCAGAAAAAAUUAAAAACUUUUUGGUAUUGCUGAAAUUACGCAAAGAUGAAAUAUUCGCUGACGCAACGUAUGAUUUAAACAUGAGAAGGAAUGUAAAAACUAAAAAACCUGCACAACUUCCAAACGAAGGCGAUGUCCAACUAAUUCGAGAUUAUGUGAUUGAAAGGAUACGCCACUUAUCAUCAGAUCCAUUUAUCAUCAUGGACAGACAUACGUUUGUUGAACUACGUGAUUGUGCUUGCACUCGUCUUGUGCUGUAUAAUGGCCGAAGAGGUGGAGAACCAUCGCGUCUAACCGUUACGCAGUGGAUUGAAGCUGAAAAGGAUGAAUGGUUAGACAAACAGCGGAUACAGGAUAUUGCAAAAGAAACUAACUUAAGCAGUGGGACAAAGAUCACAUUUCAAUCGGGAAAAGGAGUCAACCAUUUAGUUCCUGUUUUUAUUCCUAAAGAUACUGUUGCUGCAAUGAAGUUGUUGGCUAACGAGCAAGUAAGGAAAGAUGCUGGUGUCCUUGAAGAAAACUCAUACAUAUUUCCAGGACCCAAGGUUCUGAUAAUCAUUGCUCUGGAUGGCAUAGCUUAG
Hydractinia symbiolongicarpus is the source of this 3429-nucleotide messenger RNA. RefSeq lists its product as uncharacterized. The transcript is spliced from 17 exons. The record is from RefSeq and is a predicted model, not a curated record. Lineage: Eukaryota; Metazoa; Cnidaria; Hydrozoa; Anthoathecata; Hydractiniidae. Bases 874 to 3429 code for a protein of 851 amino acids. Gene Ontology annotation, molecular function: protein binding.